Molecule: messenger RNA, 1954 nt
Organism: Austrofundulus limnaeus
Lineage: Eukaryota; Metazoa; Chordata; Actinopteri; Cyprinodontiformes; Rivulidae
Gene: elk1
Product: ETS transcription factor ELK1
Biological process (GO): cell differentiation; regulation of transcription by RNA polymerase II
Cellular component (GO): nucleus
Molecular function (GO): DNA-binding transcription factor activity, RNA polymerase II-specific; sequence-specific DNA binding
Source: RefSeq, a predicted model, not a curated record
CCAUGGACCCCUCCAUCACCCUGUGGCAGUUCCUGCUGCACCUGCUGGAGGACCAGCAGCAGCGUCACCUCAUCUCCUGGACAGGUGAGGACGGAGAGUUUAAGCUUCUCGAUGCAGAGGAGGUGGCCCGCCUGUGGGGGCUGCGCAAGAACAAACACAACAUGAACUACGACAAGCUGAGCCGGGCGCUGCGAUACUACUACGACAAGAACAUCAUCAAGAAGGUGAGCGGUCAGAAGUUUGUGUAUAAGUUUGUGAGUCAGCCUGACCCCUCCCUGACCGAUGGGAUACGCAGCCCCGAGGAUGGUCAAAGGAAGGACUUCUCUGACCCCAACAACCAGUUAAAAAGCCUGGGGGGUGUGGCCUCCACCUGUCAAUCAAAGGGCUUACCCCAGAGAUCUUCACCCAGCAGCUCCCAGAAGAGCUCCAGGAACGACUACAUGAAGUCYGGCCUCUACUCCACCUUCACCAUCCAGUCCCUGCAGACCCCACCCAACCCCCGGCCAAUCAAAUCAGAGCUCCUGCUGCAGCCAGACCCCACCCCCAAGACUGACCGCCUGCCCAGAGAGGUCUGCGUGCUCCCAGAGACCAAGUCCUCCUCGUCAGCAGGAGGUGCUGCUGACUCGUCUCUGCAGGUGAUUGUCACCCAGACGUCUCCCUGCCCGACGCCAGCGCUCAGCCCGCAGAUAGCAGCCAGCCAAUCUCAGAACCCCCACCUGUCCCCGCUGAGUGAGCCGCCCCAGAUCUACCUGACUAACGUUGGAGACCCGUCCUCCCUCACACCUCUCCUUCCCCUCGGACCUGUCGGAGCGGCAGGAAGUACCGCCCCCCCUCCACAUGUCUCUGUGUGUCCCCCACAGGUGCYGCCGCAGGACAACAACCCCACCUUCCCUCCUCACCCAUCUCACCCCCCGCCUGUGUUCGUCAUCAUCAACCCGUCUCCUCCACAACAGCAGCAAGCCCCGCCCUCUACCCAAGCUCCGCCCACAUCAUGUCCUCCUCUGCCCCACAUUGUCAUCAAGGAGGAGAACCUGCCGUCAGAGGAGGACCUGCUGAACAUGGUGACGCUGGAGGGGAGCCAGGGGGAGGAGGUCCCUCAGCUGAUCUGUGGCUCAGCAGAACCAGAGCCCCCCCUCACCAUCGUGGAGAGCCCUCCCCCUCCCUGCGAGUCCAGGGCUCAGCAGGAAGCAGGGGAGGGGGACGCCAAGGACUCUGUGACAGUUUCCGUCUAACGGCAGUAAUCAGAUCCACAUUCCGGCGCUGAGCGUGGACGGACUCUCCACCCCCGUGGUUCUGUCCCCUGGACCGCAGAAACCCUGAACCCGCCAGCUCCGGAGGUUCUGAGGAGACCUGGACUUGUGUUUCUGAUGGAGAGUCAGACGGGGAAGGUGCCACUCGUGGAGCACGUUCUUCACCAUUCUUAAGCCCCRCCUCCUCUGUGCUCAGAGGACGACGGGGGCGGGGCUACUACAGACCCUGAUGCUUGUUUACUUUAGAGCAUGGAGAUGUGAAGUGUUCCGACUGGUCUGUAACCAUGACGACCACGAACAGAACCAUUUCUUUAAGGCGAGAGCCAAUCAGAGAAGAGACAGAACCAGAACCUUUUAAUGAACCCAGGAAGACCAGGACAGACGGACGGGUUGGAACAUUUCCUGGACCUGUUAUUUAUUUCAGAACAUUUUCUGACCCGGUUACUGUCGGGUUCCUUCACUGGACUCUCUUCUUUGGUUUUGUUGGGUCGAGCCGGUCCCGGGCCGGUCCUCGUUGACCCAGCUCCUGGGCUUUGUUUUGACCAAUCGGAGAGGAGAGAUGUUUUUUCCUUUUUAAAGGGACAUUUUGUGUAUUUUUAAAGUGUGUUUGUGCUGAGGACACACACACAUUCCUUCAGCUGUUUGUUGCUCUGUUUUCAGCUGAUGCACAUUCCUGCAGCUGAUGUAAAUAUUUACCUGCUUUA